AUGUAUUUGUUUGUUAGACCCAUGGGUUUAUGUCUGCUUUCUCUUGGGCUAUGUCUGCCUAAACAGUGUGCUGGGUUCGUAAAGAGGCUUCUGUGGCUUCUGUUUGCAGUAGCAAGCCUCUAUUUUAUCCUCUAUAUCAUAGCACUCAAAUCACUAAAAAUUGAAGCAAUAAAUCAGGCAGAAUAUGACGGCAACUUCGUACUGACACUUGAACUAACAAACAGAUUCAUAAUACCAACUCAAAUAAACAAAAUAUCAUUCAUAAAUGAGGAUGGGGAGGAGCAAUCAGACCUAAAUGAGGAGUUUCCGAUCUAUUUGGGAGCAUAUGACAGCAAAGUGAUCGACUUGGAGUAUCCAAUAGAAAUGUAUAAUGAAGUCAUAAUUGCAAUAGAAACAAUGCACAGAGAAAUCAUAGUUAAUACAAAAUUAUAG
Messenger RNA from Enterospora canceri, 432 nucleotides. Lineage: Eukaryota; Fungi; Microsporidia; Enterocytozoonidae. The record is from the annotation of a GenBank genome assembly.